AACUGCGAUUACACUUGGUCGCAGUUUGGUGUUGUGAUUUAGCGUGUCAUGAAGCUCUACCCUUAUAGCUUCAAGCAUCUCAAGAACAUGCACAAGGUGUUGCUUCACCGCUAUGAGGGGCCAUUCCCUAUCAGGAAAAGGAUUGGCAAGGUGGCAUACAAGGUGGAGGUGUCGCCGCACUUGGAGAUCCAUAUGGUCUUUCAUGUGAGCCAGCUCAAGGCUGUUAACAAAGACAAGGAGGACGAGAGGCGGGCAGAGUCACAUCGCGCACCAACACUCGUCACCAAGACACAUGACCAUGAAGUCAAAGAGAUCAUCGCAGUACUUGGUCAAGUGGCGCAACGUGCCAGAGAGCUAAGCAACUUGGAAGAACGAGCUCACCCUUUGAAAGAAAAAUGACUUGAUUGAGGCUUUCCAUCAAGAGGACGCGACGAGGGCGUUGCGAGAAUAGGUCCAAUUGUACACAUUUUACCCUACAUUUCUUGAUAUUUUGGCUUUGCAUUUCAUCGUCCCUCGACAUAUUUCACGCUAGGUUGUGCUUGUUUUGAUACAUUUCAGGUCCUAGCAUGUGUGGAAGGAUCGAGGAUGAGUUUUGGGACGAUUGGAGGUCGAAAAGCACAAAAACCCAAGAAAAGUCACUGUGACCGUGAAGCGCAGGCGUCCAGGAACCAGCCGCAGUUCACGGUCUCUAGGACUGUAAACUGGAACCACAAACCGUGAACCUUGAAGCGUCCAGAGGGGUUUCAGAGGUUACUGACGCCAAGGCAGUUCAAGUUCGCUAAGACCGUGAACCCCCAGAAGUGAAGGGGCGCGUUUUGAUCACAGUUCACAGAGUUCACGGACGCGGCCUGAUGUUCACGACCGUGAACUGGGCGCGACUGGGUAUAAAUAGAUAGUGAGAGA
Linum trigynum is the source of this 903-nucleotide messenger RNA. NCBI's taxonomy places the organism in Eukaryota, Viridiplantae, Streptophyta, Magnoliopsida, Malpighiales, Linaceae. The record is from the annotation of a GenBank genome assembly.